Molecule: messenger RNA, 684 nt
Organism: Strongyloides ratti
Lineage: Eukaryota; Metazoa; Nematoda; Chromadorea; Rhabditida; Strongyloididae
Exons: 2
Coding region: 1-684 (227 amino acids)
Source: RefSeq, a predicted model, not a curated record
AUGAUAACUAAGACAGAAAAUUGUUUUGUUUUGCAAGGACAGUAUACAAGAAAAGAUGGGAAAGAAGUUAUUAUCAAUGCAACUAAAAAUUGGCUUGUUCUUAUUGAAGCUGAAAGUGGUACUAAAUUUGUUUAUACAAUGCCAGCAAAUGAUAAUAAAGUCGAAAAUUAUAUUGUUAAAAUAAGAUUCUGGUUUUUUUUAUUUUUAAUUGUUUCAACAAACAUUUUUUUUAUUCUUGGUUUAUAUUGUCUUUCUGAAAAAAAUAUGGAUUAUAUUAUUAAUGGAACUUAUGAUGAUGAAACAUUUAAUUAUUAUCAAUUUAAAAUACCAAAACCAGAUGAAUUAUUUAUGAUAUUUUAUAAUAUUUCAAUAUUUCUUUCAAAUCUUAAUUUAAUGUCCCUAUUCUUUCUUGUUCUUGUAUACCAAAUUCAAAAUAUAUCUAUUAAACAAAAAUAUUUCAAGACGUUAUGUGAUUGGAUUAUUAAAUGUAAUAUAAUGUUUCUUUCAAUUAACCCAUAUAUCAUAGCAUUAAUUGCUUACAUUAUUUGCCUUUCAAUGAUUGUUUAUAUGUUUUUUUUUGGUAUUACAACAUGGGUUUUACUUGGUCUUGCAAUGUUAUAUAUUACAAUAACAGCUAUUGGAUUUAAAAUUAAAAUCAAUUUAAUGAAAAAUCCAUUGAUUUGA